AUGCUCCGUUUUUUGUUUUUCCUUGGAAUUGUUCACAUUUCUCAACAAUAUUGUUAUUCGGAAUCGGAUUUUCUCUGGGAAGUUGAGCUCAGUCCUCAGGUAAUGAAGGUAAACAGGGCAUAACUACUGACAAUAAAAUUAUUAUUUCAGAUUCAUCCAAAGCAUCGACUACUGAUUGAAUUUGAAGGAAUCGCAAAUUACGUCUUCAUCUUUGAUUGUACUCACAAUAUCGUGGAGAAACGUCAAGUUUUUGAUUAUAAACACCGUGUUUAUGCUCUACAUAUGAAGAUGUGCCCGGAGUUUUGUGAUUGUCUACCUCCAAACAUUACGACUGUGGAAAUUCCAAAAGAAGUUGUCAAGAAUAAAUACGGUGUAUCAAUUGAAAAAUUCACAAAAAUUGUCAAUCGAUGCCCAGGAAAGGUUAGUUGAUUUUUGAAAGGGAGAGGGUGUUUUCUAACGUAUGAAGUGUGUGAGGUAUUUUGAAAAAAAAUCGUUUGCUACAAUUUUUUAUGUUGAAAACAUACCACCUUCAGUUUUUGCUGGGUGACUCUCCGAAUUUUUUCGACACUUGGCUCAAAAUUUUGCUGCCUUUUGGAGAGUUGUUCAGCGAAAACUAGAAAAAAUUAUGUUUUUUUUCAACGAUAAUUUUGAAUCUUGUAAAAAGUGACCACAUUUUAGAAAUGGUCUGCUUCAGAACUUUCUUUCGAAUAUCAUAUUCUCUUCUGGAUGGUUAAGUGCAGACAAAUUAUGUGGUCCGAGCCAGAAUUAAUUACAAUAAUCGAAAAAUCUGAGAGCGAAUGAAAAACAGCUAUUUUAUAAUUUUUAAAUCAAAAAGUAAGAGAUUAUUGUUGAAACUUUUCAAAAAUUGAAAUAUUCUUUUUUUCAAUUUGAAGGGAUCUGGACAAAACGAAGAUAUCAAUCAUCAUCUGAGAAUGCUGGCAACAGAUAUUCAAACUGCAUUCUGUGCAUUUUUAUUUUUGUCAUUGAUUUGGUUUUCUUAUAGAUUCCUAAUGUAAAAAGUAAUCAUUUGUAAUUUAUUGUACACACAUAUUGUCAUUCCGAAAAAAUAAGAACUUGGAAGAGAAUCGAGAUGGCCUAGGACACCAAGACUACAGUAGACUUCGCAAAAUUUUGGAGUCUAUUUGAAAAAUAAAAUGCGAAAUUUACACGUUGGCUAUUUGCCAACCAGUUUGAUGUGCAUGUGUCACGUCAUUUUUAGUCUACUGUACGUGACCGCCAAUUCAAACGGGGGUUCUUUUAUUUUCGGAAUGACAAUAUAUGAUAUUUUUGUUUUGGUUUUUUUUGAUUGAUGUUUUCAAAGAGAAGCUUGGCUACUCUGAAAUUUCUGAAAAUUUUCAUUUAUUUUUAUAAUUAAUGUUUUAUUUAGAUAUUUCAUAUAUUGUCAGAAAGUCGAUCUUCUUGGUUUUGAGCAUUCAGCAUCAAGAAGAAUUCAAAUCAACUUCUGGCAAGAUGAAUCUGGUACUGGCCAAUCGGAGAAGAAAAUUUUCACUGUAAGUUACUCAAUGAAACUCAAAAUAAUUCUUUAAAAUAUUGAUUUUCCAGAUAAUUCAACUCCAAAAACAAACACAAAAACCUGGACCGCUCCAUCAAAUUGUCUAUCAAAAUCAAAUCUACCACACUAUCAAAUCAUCGAAACAUAUAUUUAUAAAAAAAUGUCAAUACGCAAUAGACUAA
This is a messenger RNA of Caenorhabditis angaria, 1695 nucleotides long. The record is from the annotation of a GenBank genome assembly. Lineage: Eukaryota; Metazoa; Nematoda; Chromadorea; Rhabditida; Rhabditidae.